Messenger RNA from Meleagris gallopavo (turkey), 1338 nucleotides. It is a transcript of the gene PPP1R36, whose product is annotated as protein phosphatase 1 regulatory subunit 36. Gene Ontology annotation, molecular function: phosphatase binding. The record is from RefSeq and is a predicted model, not a curated record. Gene Ontology annotation, biological process: negative regulation of phosphatase activity. Lineage: Eukaryota; Metazoa; Chordata; Aves; Galliformes; Phasianidae.
UAAGAAAGAUAUACAAUGGACAAUAUGCACAGUGCUUGUGUUAUAAAUAUUUUGCUGAGCUGGGCUGAGAAAAAGGGCACAGUGAUUAUGACAUGUAACCUGCAUGCUGUUUUCUUGCAGACGAUAAAAUUAACUUCAGGCGUGUGGUACUGGAAAGAUGACACUAACACACUUGAAUUUGCAAGCUCCAGUCCAACAGCUGAGGAAAACCUUAGCGAAGGAAAAAACGCUCACUUUCAGGAAAUAUGUGUCAAGACAUUAAAGAGCAUUUUCCAAGAUGAACGCAGUGCUACGCUCCCUGAAAAAAGGCUGGCUGGCAAUGAGGAAAAAAUUCAUAUGCUGGCAAAAUGGAUAAAACAUGAAUAUGUCACACUGGAUGAUGUCAAAUAUCUUGCUUUCCUUUUGAGAGAAGAAAAUGAGUCACAUCGCAUGCUACCAUUUGCAGCAGUUAUGGGGAAUAAAAAACUGGAUGAGUUCCUCAUGGCCCUGCUUUUCUACAUGUCUUUUUACCUGGAAAAAAUUGCCCUGGAAAAGAAAACCCAAUCCUUGAUUUUGUCUGUGAUUUUUCUGGAAAAUAAAGCAAUGGAUGAUGUGUUGGCGAAGUUAGCGGUGGCCAAGAUCUACCUUGCCAAAGUUUACAGUAACUUUGUCCUUGAGAGAGGCAUAGCAGAGAGGAGUCGCACGUCUCAUGGAAAGAGAAAAACGUCUUUGCAGAAAGAUCGGAACUUCUUUGAGGGCUUCUACAAUUUCUGCAGCUACGUGACUUGGCUUGUGUUCAGGCGGAAGCACUUCCAAGUGAUUCGGGAAGAAAUCGGCAGGCUCCUUUGCUCUGACAUGUUCAAUCUCGCCAUAAGAGACAGGAACCAUGUUUCUUUGCAGACUGCUGAUGCAAAUGCAGUGAGAUUACCACGUCAGAGACAAGUCGGUGCCAAGCAUCCAUCCAUUAACAGCAUGCUUUACCAACAUUCACCUGUGCUCAGCACACUGCUGCCCUCACCAAAGGAGAGCGCUCAGUACCGCUCCCAGAGCCACUACUGUCGGAGCAGAGACCCACAGCCCUGCUCAUGUGACAUCCUACCAGACUUCUCACAAUUGCUCACUACCAAGGUGGGCAUCAUUGGAGCUCACUGUAGUGAGUUAAAUUCCUUUUUGCUCCAGUCUGAUGGGACAACGGAAGAGGAAGACCAAGACCAAGAACAAAGAGAAGAACAAGGAAAACUAAGGAGUCAUUCCUCUGUCCCGACAAAAGAUCUGAGUUUAUCAGCUCUGUGAAGCCCCCAGAAAGGCUUAGUAGAGAGAGUGCUGUAUUCUCGAGCAAUGGCAGAAGGUGAUGGUAAC